Molecule: messenger RNA, 1072 nt
Organism: Musa acuminata AAA Group (dessert banana)
Lineage: Eukaryota; Viridiplantae; Streptophyta; Magnoliopsida; Zingiberales; Musaceae
Product: adenine phosphoribosyltransferase 1-like
Exons: 7
Coding region: 227-904 (225 amino acids)
Biological process (GO): adenine salvage
Cellular component (GO): cytoplasm; cytosol
Molecular function (GO): adenine phosphoribosyltransferase activity
Source: RefSeq, a predicted model, not a curated record
CCCUCCCCCUUCCCCCGCGUCCUUGCCGUGCCGUCGCUCUCGUCGGAAUGAUGGCCUCCGAAGGCGGUGAAUCGGAUGAUAUUGGACGGUGGAAAAGACCCGAUUCCAAGCCCCAUUUUAUAAGCCCGCUUCACACGACAGUGGCCGCAACAACCCCCAACCGCUCCCCUCCCCCUCCCACUCCCCCUUCCCCCGCGUCCUUGCCGCCGCCGUCGCUCUCGUCGGAAUGAUGGCCUCCGAAGGCGGUGAGGACUACCGCCUGACGCGGAUCGCGUCCGCCAUACGCGUCAUUCCCGACUUUCCCAAGCCCGGUAUCAUGUUUCAAGAUAUCACGACCCUGCUGCUCGAUCCCAAGGCGUUCAGGGAUACCAUCGAUAUAUUCGUGGAGAGGUACAGAGAUCAAGAGAUCACGGUUAUCGCAGGUGUCGAAGCAAGAGGAUUCAUAUUUGACCCUCCCAUUGCGUUAGCUAUAGGAGCAAAGUUUGUUCCUAUGAGAAAGCCAAAGAAGCUUCCUGGGAAAGUUAUUUCUGAGGAAUACUCCCUAGAAUAUGGUACAGACAGAAUGGAAAUGCAUGUAGGAGCUGUACAGCCAGGGGAUCGAGCCCUUGUCAUUGAUGAUUUAAUUGCAACUGGAGGGACAUUAUCUGCUGCAAUCAGGCUCCCGGGUUCAGAUGGGAUAAUGAAUGUAUACUGCAUCCAUAAGUUGGACCAACCGUCUAAUGGGUCAGGAUUUGUUGAACUGGAUCUGACCAUUGUGGGUUUUGAGUUGGAUCGAGUAGGACAAAAUGGGUUAUGUCGGAGCGUGUCGGAGCUGAAGUGGUUGAAUGAAUUGCCAGAGCUAAAGGGACGUGAGAGGUUAUUUCUUUUGUUAAAGCGGCAUAGUUUGUUCGGAGGCUUCCUCUGAUAGGUAGGUCAGUUGAGAUUGGCCAAGUGCACAUUAUUUGUUUCAUCCAUUUACAAACAGUUGUAAUGUGAUGAUGAUAGCUUUUGUUGAACAAAAUCAGGAGCUGCUCCCAAUUACAAGUGUGUUUUGCAGCUCAGAGUUAACGAGAAGUCCAGUCUUUUUAAUCUA